Messenger RNA from Serinus canaria (Common canary), 1251 nucleotides. RefSeq lists its product as uncharacterized. The coding region runs from base 258 to 1232 and encodes 324 amino acids. The transcript has 4 exons. Lineage: Eukaryota; Metazoa; Chordata; Aves; Passeriformes; Fringillidae. The record is from RefSeq and is a predicted model, not a curated record.
CCUGGGCACACCUGGGGGCACCUGGGAUACACCUGGGGGCACCUGGGAUACACCUGGGGGCACCUGGGCACACCUGGCAGAGGCACCUGUGCUGUUACACGAAGUCCCAGGUCUGCAGUGGGCGUGGCUCAGGUAUGCAAAUUGCCUCCAGGUGUGCAAUGGGUGUGGCUCAGGUAUGCAAAUUACUUUGAGGUGUGCAGUGGGCGUGGCCCCUGUAUGCAAAUGGAUCCCAGGUGUGCAGUGGGCGUGGCCCAGGUAUGCAAAUUACGCUGAGGUGUGGAAUGGGUGUGGCCCCUGUAUGCAAAUGGAUCCCAGGUGUGCAGUGGGCGUGGCCCCUGUAUGCAAAUAACUCCCAGGUGUGCAGUGGGUGUGGCCCAGGUGUGCAAAUGGAUCCCAGGUGUGCAGUGGGCGUGGCCCCGGUAUGCAAAUGGAUCCCAGGUGUGCAGUGGGCGUGGCCCCUGUAUGCAAAUGGAUCCCAGGUGUGCAGUGGGCGUGGCCCCUGUAUGCAAAUGGAUCCCAGGUGUGCAGUGGGCGUGGCCCCUGUAUGCAAAUGGAUCCCAGGUGUGCAGUGGGCGUGGCCCCUGUAUGCAAAUGGAUCCCAGGUGUGCAGUGGGCGUGGCCCCUGUAUGCAAAUGGAUCCCAGGUGUGCAGUGGGCGUCGCCCAGGUAUGCAAAUGGAUCCCAGGUGUGCAGUGGGCGUGGCCCCUGUAUGCAAAUGGAUCCCAGGUGUGCAGUGGGCGUGGCCCAGACGCGCCUGUAGCCCCUCCCCCCCCUCCCCCGAGCAAUAAACGCACCUGGACACACCUGCCGGACUCACCUGUGCCUUUCUUUGCUCUUGGAAUCAAAGUUUAUUUUCAAAGAAUUCCCAAAUUUUACCCCAAAAUUUCCCAAAAAAUUCCCCCAAAAUUCCCCGUUUUCCCCUCAAAAAAUUCCCAAAACUCCCCAAAAUUUCUCCCCCAAAAUUCCCAAUUUUUUUCCCCAAAAUUGCCCAAUUUCAGCCCCCAAAAUUUCCAGUUUUUCCCCCAAAAUUCCCAAAAAUUUUCCCCAAAAAAAAUCUCAGUUUUUCUCCCCAAAAUUCCCAAUUUUUUCUCUGAAAAUUCCCAAUUUCCCCUCCCCAAAAAAUUCCAAAUUUCCCCUCACAAAAUUCCCAAAAUUUGCCCCCAAAAUUUUUCCCUCAAAAUUCCCAUUUUUUUCCCCCAAAAUUUCCCAAUUUCACCUCCCAAAAUUCCCUAAAAUUUUCCCCCAAAAAAUU